AUGGCUUAUAAGUUAUCAGAAGGUUCUUUAGAGGUUAUUAUGAAUGGAGGGCAUUAUGAUAAACCAAUAAUGCAAGUACUAGGUAGCAAAAAAAUUCAAGGAAGUGGAGCUAAUGAAAGGUUCAGGCUAUUAGUAUCAGAUGGCAAACAUUCACACAGCUUUGCCAUGCUUGCGACACAAUUAAAUGAUAAAUUAAUAACCGGCGAACUAUCAGAUUACUCUGUUGUUCAGAUAGAUCGUUUUGUCACCUCUCUAUUGAAAAAUACAGGCAAAGGAGAAAAGCGAGUCAUGAUAAUAUUAGACAUCACUAUAGUAGCACCUGGUACCGAAGUUGGUAAAAAGCUGGGUAAUCCUCAAACAUGGACAGAGGAAUCAGCAGCAGCAAUACCAGCUCAACCAACCAUGCAAGCCAUACCUAAACACAACCCUGUCAUAUCGACACCUAGUGUUAAAACUUCACCAAAUCCAUCACUGGACUCCAGUAUGCUGUCAUCUCAGAUGACACAUCCAAUAGCAAGUCUAAGUCCCUACCAAAAUAAAUGGGUCAUAAAGGCAAGAGUAAUGAGCAAAUCUGCAAUCCGCACAUGGAGUAAUGCUCGGGGUGAAGGUAAACUAUUCAGUAUGGAUUUGUGCGAUGAGAGUGGAGAAAUCAGAGCCACUGCUUUUAAAAGUGAAUGUGAUAAAUUUUAUGAUUUAAUUCAGGUGGAUAAAGUUUAUUAUAUUAGCCGAUGUCAACUAAAGACUGCAAACAAACAAUUCACACAUCUGAAAAAUGAUUAUGAGAUGACAUUUAAUGCAGAUACAGUAGUUGCUGAAUGUAUGGAGGAUGUGGGAUCGGUUCCUACAAUCAAAUAUGAGUUUGUUCCAAUUAAUGAAAUAGCUAAUAGGAAUCCCGACACAUUGCUUGACUUGAUUGGUGUGUGCAAAUAUGCUGCUGAUAUACAAGAAUUAACAGCCAGGAGCACAGGAAAGCUUUUAAAGAAGAGAGAAGUGACACUUGUGGAUUCUUCGGGUGGUGCAAUCGCCCUCACACUUUGGGGUAGUGAAGCCGAAAAGUUUGAUGGUAGCACAAACCCAGUGAUAGCUGCAAAGGGUGCUCGAUUAACGGAAUUCAAUGGCAGUAAAUCGCUGUCUUGUUUGGCAAGCACCAUGAUCCGUUUGAAUCCCGAUUUACCAGAAGCACACAAACUAAGAGGCUGGUAUGACAACGGCGGAGCUGAUAUGGAGGUUGUUAACAUCUCUGCGAGGUCGGGCGCAGGGGGCGGCGCCGGCGGCGAGUGGCUGACGUUCGCCGAGGCGGAGGCGCGGCAGCUGGGCGCCGGCGAGAGGGGCGACUACUACAGCCUGCUGGGCGUGCUCACGUUCACGUACGCGGACAACGCCGUGUACAAGGCCUGUCCGCAGGAGCAGUGCAACAAGAAGCUGGUGGACCAGGAGAACGGCCUCUACCGCUGCGAGAAGUGCAACCGCGAGUACCCCAACUUCAAGUACCGGCUGCUGCUCGGCGCAAACGUGUCGGAUCCCACCGGCGACCAGCGUAUAACAGCAUUCAACGAGGCGGCGGAGGCGAUGUUGGGCAAAACGUCCGCCGAGAUCGGGCAGAUGUUCGAAUACGAUAAGGCCGCGUACAGCCAGAUAUUCGAGGAGGUCAAGUUCAAAACGUUCGUAUUCAAGUUCCGCACAAAGAUGGAGACAUACAGUGACGAGGCCCGAUUAAAGACAACCGUGAUGAACGCGCAGCCGGUCGAUUACAAAGAUGCCAACUCUCGGCUAUUAAAGAGCAUCAAGGCCUUAAGUGGUGUUGAAGUG
Molecule: messenger RNA, 1809 nt
Organism: Iphiclides podalirius (scarce swallowtail)
Lineage: Eukaryota; Metazoa; Arthropoda; Insecta; Lepidoptera; Papilionidae
Source: the annotation of a GenBank genome assembly